AUGGGGCGCACCUGGGCCAGGGGCUGCACACGCAGUUCCCAGACCCCCGGCUGGUGCAGUACGACUGCGGGGCUGCACACGCAGUUCCCCGACCCCCGGCUGGUGCAGUACGACUGCGGUAAGCUGCAGGCGCUGGACGUGCUGCUGCGGCGCCUGCGCGCCGGCGGGCACCGCGUGCUGAUCUUCACGCAGAUGACGCGCAUGCUCGACGUGCUCGAGCGCUUCCUCACCUUCCACGGCCACAUCUACCUGCGCCUGGACGGCUCCACCCGCGUCGAGCAGAGACAGGCGCUGAUGGAGCGCUUCAACGCCGACAAGCGAAUCUUCUGCUUCAUCCUCUCGACGCGCUCGGGCGGCGUCGGCGUCAACCUGGCGGGCGCCGACACCGUCGUCUUCUACGACUCCGACUGGAACCCCACCAUGGACGCGCAGGCGCAGGACAGGUGUCACCGCAUCGGCCAGACCCGCGACGUCCACAUCUACAGGCUGAUCAGCGAGCGCACGGUGGAGGAGAACAUCCUCAAGAAGGCCAACCAGAAGCGGCUGCUGGGCGACAUGGCCAUCGAGGGCGGCAACUUCACCACCGCCUACUUCAAACAGCAAACCAUCCGCGAGCUGUUCGACAUGGCGCCCGAGGAGCCGGCGCGGGAGCGCGACAGCGAUGGCGACCGAGCAGGGGACAGAGGGGACAGGGACAGGGACAGGGACAGGGACAGGGACAGGGACAGGGACAGGGACAGGGACGGCGCCAACGACGACGACGACGACCCCGCGGCCACGCGCAGGACGCACAUCCUCGAGCAGGCUCUGUGCGGGGCCGAGGACCCCGAGGACAUCCGGGCGGCGUCGCAGGCGCAGGCCGAGCACGUGGCGGCGCUGGCCCCAUGUCCCCGUGUGCCAAAUGUUCUCUUUGCCCCAAAUGUCCCCAAUGUCCCCAAGCCCCUCGAUGUCUCCAACGUCCCCAACCCCUGA
Messenger RNA from Vidua macroura (Pin-tailed whydah), 972 nucleotides. Its product is annotated as helicase SRCAP-like. The record is from RefSeq and is a predicted model, not a curated record. The transcript is spliced from 8 exons. Lineage: Eukaryota; Metazoa; Chordata; Aves; Passeriformes; Viduidae. Gene Ontology annotation, molecular function: histone binding; ATP hydrolysis activity. The coding region runs from base 1 to 972 and encodes 323 amino acids. Gene Ontology annotation, cellular component: Swr1 complex.